Dromiciops gliroides (monito del monte) is the source of this 5801-nucleotide messenger RNA. RefSeq names its product potassium two pore domain channel subfamily K member 15 (gene KCNK15). Gene Ontology annotation, cellular component: membrane. Gene Ontology annotation, biological process: potassium ion transmembrane transport; stabilization of membrane potential. The coding region runs from base 349 to 1500 and encodes 383 amino acids. The record is from RefSeq and is a predicted model, not a curated record. The transcript is spliced from 2 exons. Gene Ontology annotation, molecular function: potassium ion leak channel activity. Lineage: Eukaryota; Metazoa; Chordata; Mammalia; Microbiotheria; Microbiotheriidae.
GGAGGCAGCUGCAGCGGUAGCGGCAAAGCACUCAGGCUGAUUGGGGCGCAGGAGGGACCCGGAGCUGUCCUAGGCGCUGCGCUUCAACGCUGCCGUCGGGGUUCGGAUUGUGGAUAGUGGAUGAGCAGAGGCUUGGCCAGCCGGGGCAGGGCGUUACCGACCACUGGGCGGCAGGCUAGAGUCGGGGACCCAGCCAGUAGCCCACCUGGUUAUUUGAUCGAAGUCGAGGGGUGGCUGGGGAUGGCGGUGUGACUGUAAGGGGGCGGGGAGCCUCCGCCCCGCCAGACCAUGAGCUUGCCGGGGUGAGACGGCCCCCACUCCGGGCCCCGGCCCGAGGUUUAGCUCGCCAUGAAGCGACAGAACGUGCGCACGGCGUCGCUCAUCCUCUGCACCUUUUCCUAUCUGCUGGUGGGCGCCGCCGUGUUCGACGCGCUCGAGUCGGAGACGGAGAGCGCCCGGAAGCGGCUUCUGGAGCAGAAGCGCAGCGAGUUUCGCAGGAAAUAUCGCUUCUCGCCCGAGGACUACCGCGAGCUGGAGCGCCUGGUGCUGCAGGCGGAGCCGCACCGUGCUGGCCGCCAGUGGAAGUUCGCCGGCUCCUUCUACUUCGCCAUCACCGUCAUUACCACCAUCGGGUACGGCCACGCGGCGCCAGGGACUGACGCGGGUAAGAUCUUCUGCAUGUUCUAUGCCAUCCUGGGCAUCCCCCUUACAUUGGUCACGUUCCAAAGCCUGGGAGAACGCAUGAACGUGCUGGUCAGACGGCUGCUGCAGCGGCUGAAGCGCUGCGUGGGACUGCGGAAGACUCAGGUGUCCACGGAGAACAUGGUGGCCGUGGGCCUGCUGUCGUGCGUGGGCACACUGGCCGUGGGCGCCGCCGCCUUCUCCCACUUCGAAGGCUGGACCUUCUUCCACGCCUACUACUACUGCUUUAUCACGCUCACCACCAUCGGCUUUGGCGACUUCGUGGCGCUGCAGCGGGACGAGGCGCUGCACAAGCGGCCACCCUACGUGGCCUUCAGCUUCCUUUACAUCCUGCUGGGCCUGACGGUCAUCGGCGCCUUCCUCAACCUGGUGGUGCUGCGCUUCCUCACCCUCAACGCCGAGGACGAGCGACGGGACGCCGAGGGUCGGGCUUCACUGCGUCGGCUCCGGCCGGGGAACCCCUUGAGACCGUCGCAGGAGGUCGCCCGCCGCCGUGCCCUUCCUCCCUCCGAUCCAACCCCUUUCCCUUGCCUCGGAGCUCGGAGCUGUAGCCGCCUGAAGCUCAUCCGGCCUCUCCCUGCGGGGGCUUCUCCACCCCGUUUGCCUGCGGCCCAGAGGCAUCCCGAGACCCCUCCGCCGAGCUGUCAUUCCAACCCGGUCUAUUGCGGCUCCAUUUCCUAUCGGAUCGACCAGUUGGCGCUGGGUGCCAAGGAUAACCUCGGCUUCUCGCCUCCUGGGAGCACAACGUCCUCAGGCAGUGCUUUCGGCCGGGUCCCGACCCGUCGGAAGUCAGUCUGAGCUGAGGGGGUUGAAAAGAACGCUGGAUUUGGAGCCGGAAGAAGUGUGUAGGAGUCUUGUGUGUGUGUGUGUGUGUGUGUGUGUGUGUGUGUGCGCGCGCGCGCGCUCUUGGGUGCCACGCACUUCUUUGAACUUGUUACCCCAUCUAUAAAAAAUGAGGUGGUUGUACUAAGAUCGUAAAAUAUAUAUUUAGAACUAGCAGAGACCUUAGAUGUGACUAAGUACAGUGCCCUUAUUUUACAGGUAGAAAGCGGAGGCAUAUAGAGGUUAAGGGACUUGCACUUCGGUUAUACAGGUUUUCAGUAGCCUAGCAAGGAUUCCCAUCUGUCUUCUCACCCUAACAUAUAUUUUAUUCAUUUAUUUUAACUUAAAACAAUUUUUUUGAGUUCCAAAUUCUCUCCCUCCCCCACCCAUUGAGGAGGGAAGCAAUGUGAUAUGAAUUAUACAUGUGAAAUCAUGCAAAACAUUUAAAAAUCUAUUAUUUUAACGUUGAUUAAAUGUUUUGAAUUGAUCUUCUCACUCUAAAUUCAAUAUUCUUUCUACUAUAUCGUGCUAAGGUGCAGCCCAGUGUUAAUAUCGUAUGGACUGGGGCAGCUAGGUGGCACAGUGGAUAAAGCACCUGCCCUGGAUUCAGGAGGACCUGAGUUCAAAUCUGGCCUCAGACACUUGACAGUUGAACCUGCCUGUUGCCGGUGUGGCUGGUGACUGUUUGCAGGGGUAUCUGGGCCCUGCUCAGUCAUCCCUGUGACAGUGUAGCCGGGGAUCCUGCCAAUGAAAUAUCAAGCCCCAAUUCAAUUCAACAAACACUGCUUAAGCACGCUCUCUGUGUGCUGCAUUGUGCUAAGUGUGAAGUUAGAAAAUUUAAAACUAUCCUUACCCCUUAUGGAGCUUAUAUUUUAUUUGGAGAUACAAUAGAUAAACAGAUAAGUAAAUACAAUUUGAGGAGGGAGAAAGCCCUAACAGCUAGAUCUGUAUUCUAGUUAGCAACCAACUACACUGAAGUUGGUGGUAAUAGUGGAAAUAGAGGAAAAAGAGGCAAGUUCUAGUGGUGGCCGUGCCUCAUGCUCCUGUGUUCCUGGAUAAGGUAUUUCCCUUUCUUUGAGUCAGUUUCCCCUUCAGUAAAAUCAUCUCUUAGGACUAUUAACCUCUGAGAUCAUUUUCAGAAGGAAGAGGAGGAUUAUUAAGGAAUCAGAAAUACUGGGUGCUUUGUCACUUUGGGUAAAUCACUGUCAUUGAGACUCAAUAUCUUUAAACAUCUAUGAAAAUAGGAAUAACACCCGCAAGCCACUUCUUCUCCCCUCUGUCAGUUUCAGUUUCAUCAUCCUUCCUAACUGGAGGAUAAUAAAGCCUUCCCUACAGACCUCAAUGGACUGCUGUGAGGAUCCAGUGACAGAAUCACGUAUGUAGAAGGGCUUUAUAAACUGUAGAGCUCUGUACAGAUGGGAGAGAGUAGUCUCAUUAUUAUACAUUUGUAGUGGGACCUUGGAAGCCAGUGGGGAGGUUUGGAGGAGGAUUUGGGGGCAGAAAGAAGGGGAAGCCAAGGUAUUUGGAUUGAUGGUGGGUGGGUGGCUGGUUAGCUGGCAGGGAAAGGGAUGGAUAUAUCUCAGACUUAGUGUGGCAGGGAGCCUGCCAUCUGGUGAUGAUGUCACGGAUACAUGCCCCUGGGGAGGGGUGACAGGGAAUGAGAGUGCAGAUCAAGCUUCUGAGAUCUUGUUCUUUGCUUUAUCCUGGAUUCUGCCCUUCCCAGAUUCCUGAACCAUUUUAAUUCCUCUUUGGGUUGAAAGUUUUGAGGGAUGAUAUUUUCUGUUUCUUUGCCACAUCUAAGGCUCAGCUCCUACCCUGCUGGCAUAGACUAGAGACCAAGGCUGGCUUUGUGUUCUAUAGGAUGGAUCAUGCCUUGAAUGAAUGGAGAACAAACCUAAGUGGGGAUGGAGGGGAAAUACUCUACUCUAGACAGUGGAAGAAAUGGACUGGACUUUGGAUAAGGUCCUUCAGAAGGUAUGUGGACUAUGCCAGAGUCUAGACAUAAAGAGAGGGGCCCUAAAUAUCAAGGCACUAUUUCAUGGAAAAAGCACUAAACUGGGAUCAGGCAAGGAACCCAGGUUUUUGGACUGACUCUGUCACUAACUUGCUCUGUGACCUUGGGUAAGUACUUUCCCUCUCUAGACUUCUAUUUUCACCUCUACAAUGAGGGUAGAUGUUCACUAAGGUUUAAUCCAGCUCCAAAGUUUUAUCAUUCUACUCACCACAUGGUGUCUAGGAGCUCAGACCACUCCCUCUUCACUUGAAAGUAUAAUUCAGUUCCUAAUCCUCUUUAUGAGGGCUAAGUGGCUUGCCCAGGGUCACACAGCUAGUACUCAUCAAGUGUCUGAGGUCGCAUUUGAACUCAGUUCCUCCUGAAUCCAGAGCUGGUGCUUUAUCCACUGCACCACCUAGCUGCCCCCUCAGUUCCUAAUACUCUUGAGGAAAACCACAUUGUUCUGACUGAUGAGAAUCUUACUGGGGAAUCCCAUUUAUGCUUUGUGAUUUAUAGAGAAGAGCCCAGAGUAUUUGGGGCUUAUACACAACUUGGGGAAGGAGCCACUAGGGAAUUUAGCUUGGCCUCCCCCAUGUUAUCAGGUAACAAGAAUUUAUCAAUCACCUCCGAUGUACUCCGCACUGUGGUAAGCCCUGGGGAUACAAUGAAAGACAAAAACAAUCCCUGCUCUCGUGAAGCUCACUGUCUAAUGGGGGAGACAACAUGCAAACCACUGUGUACAAACAAAACACAUUCAGAAGAACUUUGAGGGAAUCUUAGAAAGACAGCACUACUAGUAUUAAGACAAAUGGGGGCCAGGGGGAAGAAAAGGUUCUUGCAGAAGGUGGGAUUUUAGCUGAGACUUGAAGGAAGCAGGAAGUGGAGCCUGGGAAGGCAAGAACCCCAGGUAUGGGGUAUGGGGUAUGGGCAGUGAAAAUGGAGUCAAGAGGGGCAGCUAGGUGGUGCAGUGGAUAGAGCACCAGCCCUGGAGUCAGGAGGACCUGAGUUCAAAUUCGACCUCAGACACUUAACACUUACUAGCUGUGUGACCCUAGGCAAGUCACUUAACCCCAAUUGCCUCACCAGAAAAAAAAAAAGAAAAGAAAAUGUAGUCAAGAGAUAAAGGCAAGGAACAGCAAGACCAGUGUCACUGGAUCAAAGACUACCUGGUGGUGAGUAAGGUAUAAGAAGACCGCAAAGGUUGGAGAGGCCAGAUUAGGAACCCAAACUGAGGAUUUUCUAUUUGAUCCAGCAGGUGAUUGGGAGCCUGUCGUGUAGAACCCUGGGCCCAAAGGGGUGGUUAGGAUGCUGAUAUUUGUCUCAUCCCCCUCGAGCCAGAAACUGAAAACUCUUUCCAGUUGUACCCCAAUCUGGUGGGCCCGGACAUCAACUCUUAGAAUAUUAGAUCCUGAUCAAACCUUAGGACAUAAAAUGUUUGAGCAGGAAGAGAUCCUGUAGACUCUGCAGUUCCUGCCCUGUCUCUGCCUCUCAUUUUACAGCUAAGGAAACCAAAGCCUAGACAGAGGAAUGAUUUGCCUGAAGUCAUAUGGCAAAUUAGAGGCAGAGCCAAGGCUAAAAUGAGGCUUAAAUGAUUGCCAGUCAGGCCUUCCCCAACCAAUACACCAUGUUGAACAAGGUUUUGUUUGUAAAUAUCAGUUUACAAGUUGAAGGCACGUUCAGGUGAGGAAGUGGUGUGUGUGUGUGUGUGUGUGUGUGUGUGUGUGUGUGUGUGUGUGUGUGUGUGUGAGAGAGAGAGAGAGAGAGAGAGAGAGAGAGAGAGAGAGAGAGAGAGAGAGAGAGAGAGAGAGAGAGCUGGAAUGUCAGCCAUCUUUCUCUCCCUUUUACAAUUAUUCAAGUCUCACCUUUCCCCCAGGAGCCCUCCUGGAUCAUCACAGGGGAUCGAUCUUUCCUUCAAGUUGCUUUGACAUUUUAUUGCUAGUACCUUAGAGUUCAGGGAAGCUGGGUGGCUCAGUGGAUAGAGUGCCAGGCCAGGCCAGGCCAUUGCUGAAUUCCAGUGAGGCUGAGCUGCUUUUAGGGUCUGGGGUGAUUGUAAGGGUGUGGUCUGGGAAUGGCUUGAGCUGACUUCUUUAACCUCAAUGGGACUCUCACUGGUGAAAUCCUGGGAUAAAGGCUGCUGGAUUCAAGUUUGCACUGUACUGCUUAGUCACCAUGGACAAGUGAUUUAAUUUUGUUCGUCCUCAGUUUCCUUAGCUGCAAAAAUGGAGAUAAUUAUAUGUGGCCUGCCCCGCCGACCUCACAGGGCUAUUAUGAGGUUCAAAUGAAA